AUGACCCCCCUACCCGAGAUGUUGAGCCUCCGUGACUACGGGAGAGUGAUAGCUAGAACAGACACCCCAUCCUAUUUCCUUUACUGGAGUGACGAUUUACAGACUGUGUCGUACGGAGACUCCUUCACUAUCUCUAUGGGCGCCUUCCGACAGCUGUCAGCAUACUUCAUUAAGCUUGCAGAGGAGCUCUGCGAGGAGCUUAUGCUUGGUUUACAGGUGGACGUUGAUCUCGCGAAGGUCAAGGACGACCUAGUUAACACUAUAGAUGGGUUCAGUUUCGUCAGCCAUCUCUAUAAUAAGCUGACCCAUGCCUACGUUCAGCUGUUCAAGCAGGCUUGUGUUCCUGCUUCUGGGCUGUUCGACGAGACGAGCGGCAUAUGGAAAGCAAGCGCAGUCUUACGAUACCAAAGGAAGGCAGAGAGGCUGUUGGAAUCCCUUGCAGGCUGCAUCCACACGAUAGGCGGCCAGACUGGGCGAUCACCAGAGCUUUUUAGUCUCACAUACCAGAACAGCGCACUUGGUGAACGCGGUUUAUACAUCUACAACGGCUCGGUAAUGACGCUUACACGGCAUCACAAAGCUAAACGUUCAACCAAUCGGGAAUUCAACGUUGCGCGCUUCCUUCCUCUCCGAGUCGGCCGAGUUGUGUUCCGAUAUUUGGCGUACAUCCGUCCCUUCGUUACAAGACUGAGACAAGAGCCGGCCUUCAUGCAGAGAUCAUCAGCGGAGCGCAUAGUCUCGUCGCCUCUACUCUUUACCUCAGAUAUUGAUGGUCUAAGGCCUUGGGACGCGUCGAAACUUUCAGCUAUCUUCAGGAAGGCGACAUCCAUAUGCUGGGAUACUUGUGUGACCCCUCAGCUGUACCGACAACUUGUUAUUGGAAUAACGGAGAAGCAGGUCGCGGAAAUCGCCACGCCAUUUAACCGGUACGAUGACAUAAGUCCAGACGCGAGCAUCAAUGCCGUCUUUGCCUGGCAGAGCAGCCAUCGCCCUAUGCAGCGCGCGAAUACAUACGGACUCGAUGGGGCUUUCCCCACGCAACUCCAGCCAGCCCUAUUACGUAUCUAUGAGUGGGCGUCGCGUGCUGGACUACGAGUUGGAAACAAAUGA
Molecule: messenger RNA, 1110 nt
Organism: Microdochium trichocladiopsis
Lineage: Eukaryota; Fungi; Ascomycota; Sordariomycetes; Xylariales; Microdochiaceae
Exons: 2
Coding region: 1-1110 (369 amino acids)
Source: RefSeq, a predicted model, not a curated record